ACUUCCUUUUCUGGAGGGACCUGAUGCAUCGUGUUAAUGAUCCUCUCUCUCUCUCUCUCCACCCUUCUCUUCCUCCCUCUCUCUUUUUCCCUCACUCUAUGAGUCUCUGCUGGAGAGUCUCCUUUCAUAUCACAACGUCUGAGCUGGGAGCAACCGCAGAAAUCUUCCAGCGGGCUGAGUGAGGCGACAGUGUGGAUCACGCCCCCCUCUCCUGUGUCAGCCUUACGCUCUUUCACUAACACCAUUAACACCAUUUCAUACUCAUUGUCUCUGUCCCUUCUUUCUCUCUUUUCUCACUGUCUCUUUUUGUUGUGCCAUUUUCUGGUGCGUCUUUGUCUCUUUCUCUUUUUGUAGAGUGUCUCCAGUCUUCAUCCUCAGGUAGGCAGCGCCAAAACCAGCCGGGAAAACACUCCUUCAGUCUACCUCUCCCUCUCUUUAAUGUUAUAUUCCUUCCUUUUAUCAUACAAAUCAACAUCCUCCUCCUCCUCCUCAUCUUCAUCCUCCGCCUCUAUCUCUCUACUCUCCUCCUGCCUCCACACCCUGCCUCUAAGCGCGCUGGAGAGAGUCGCCAAUUGCGCACGGCAAGUGGGAGUGGACCUCGGCGUGCGUGCCUGCAAGUGUGUGUGUGUGUAAGAGUGAGUGUCUGUCUGUGAACUCGGAGAGGAAGAGAAGAAGAGGAGGAGGGAGUGAGCAUCAGCACAGUCUUCCCAGUCUCUACUCUCUUCACGCGCACUCCCACUCUGCAUGGAACAAUCCUUCCUUCACUGCUUCUAAAUGGACAUUUCUGUGGCAAUGUUUCUCCAGUGAAGACAACAGCUGCUUGCCGCUCCCCUCCACAAGCUCCUACAUGCUGGAUUUAAAAAACAAAGUGAGGAGAGGAACAGGGGGAGAUCUCUGAACAUGAGUGAGGAAGCUAAGGAGAAAGCGGGCAGUGGAAAAGCAGCCCAUCGCAAGAAGAAAGGCAAAAAGUCUGACAGCAAUGCAAGUUACCUACGAGCUGCCCGGGCAGGGAACCUUGAAAAGGUCCUUGACUACCUCAAGACAGGUGUUGAGAUUAACAUCUGCAAUCAGAAUGGUUUGAACGCUCUUCAUCUAGCCUCCAAAGAGGGGCACGUUGAGGUAGUCGCUGAGCUGCUGAAGCUGGAAGCUGCUGUGGAUGCGGCCACGAAGAAAGGAAACACUGCUCUGCACAUAGCUUCGCUUGCCGGACAAACGGAAGUCGUCAAAGAGCUGGUCACAAAUGGAGCCAAUGUCAACUCACAAUCUCAGAAUGGCUUCACUCCCCUGUAUAUGGCCGCCCAGGAGAAUCACCUGGAGGUGGUUCGCUUGCUUCUGGAGAACAGCGCCAGCCAGAGUAUGGCCACUGAGGAUGGCUUUACUCCUCUGGCGGUGGCCCUCCAGCAGGGCCAUGACCAGGUGGUCUCCCUGCUACUGGAGAACGAUACAAAGGGCAAGGUACGACUCCCUGCCCUGCACAUCGCUGCCCGCAAGGAUGACACCAAGGCCGCGGCCCUGCUCCUGCAGAACGACCACAACGCAGACGUCGAGUCCAAGAUGAUGGUGAAUAGAACAACAGAGAGUGGUUUCACCCCCCUCCACAUCGCAGCUCACUACGGAAACAUUAACGUGGCCACGCUCCUGCUGAACAGAGGAGCUGCUGUAGACUUCACGGCUAGGAAUGACAUCAUACCGCUUCAUGUGGCUUCAAAGAGAGGCAACAGCAACAUGCUCAAGUUGUUGCUGGACAGAGGGUCCAAAAUUGAUGCAAAGACCAAGGACGGUCUGACACCUCUUCACUGUGGGGCGAGGAGCGGACACGAGCAGAUUGUAGAAAUCCUGCUGGACCGAGGAGCGCCUUUCCUGUCCAAGACCAAGAACGGGCUGUCCCCGCUCCACAUGGCCACUCAGGGGGACCACCUGAACUGUGUGCAGCUCCUGCUCCAGCACGACGUGCCGGUGGACGACGUCACCAACGACUACCUGACGGCGCUGCACGUCGCCGCCCACUGUGGUCACUACAAGGUGGCCAAGCUCAUCGUGGACAAGAAGGCCAACCCCAACGCCAAGGCUCUGAAUGGCUUCACUCCGCUUCACAUUGCCUGCAAGAAGAACAGAGUCAAAGUCAUGGAGCUGUUGCUAAAACACGGGGCGUCUAUCCAGGCUGUCACUGAGUCUGGCCUGACGCCCAUCCAUGUGGCAGCCUUUAUGGGCCAUGAGAACAUUGUCCACGCACUGACGAACCACGGAGCCUCCCCCAACACCACCAACGUACGAGGAGAGACAUCUCUCCACAUGGCAGCGCGGGCGGGUCAGGCAGACGUAGUCCGAUACCUGCUGAAAAACGGAGCCAAGGUUGAGACCAAGUCCAAGGAUGACCAGACAGCGCUGCACAUCUCCAGUCGGCUGGGGAAGGUCGACAUCGUCCAGCAGCUGCUGCAGUGCGGCGCCUCGGCCAACGCUGCCACCACCUCAGGCUACACCCCCCUUCACCUGGCCGCCCGCGAAGGACACCAAGAUGUUGCUGCCAUGCUGCUGGAGCAUGGAGCCAUGCUCUGCUCCUCAACUAAGAGUGGGCUAACUCCUCUGCAUGUAGCCGCUCACUACGAUAAUCAGAGAGUGGCUCUGCUCCUGCUGGAUCAGGGAGCUUCCCCACACGCUGCCGCCAAGAAUGGCUACACGCCGCUCCAUAUCGCUGCCAAGAAGAACCAAAUGGACAUUGGGACCACACUGCUCGAGUACGGCGCGGACACCAACGCAGUGACGCGGCAGGGCAUCAGCCCGAUCCACCUGGCAGCGCAGGAGGGCAGCGUGGACCUGGUGUCCCUGCUGCUGACCAAGAACGCCAACGUCAACACUUGCAAUAAGAGCGGACUCACACCGCUCCACUUAGCAGCUCAGGAGGACAAGGUCAAUGUUGCAGAAGUCCUUCUCAACCACGGUGCUGAUGUCAACCCACAAACAAAGAUGGGUUACACACCGCUGCACGUGGCCUGUCACUAUGGCAACGCAAAGAUGGCAAACAUCCUGCUGCAGAACCAUGCCAGAGUGAAUGGCAAAACGAAGAACGGGUACACUCCUCUACACCAAGCGGCUCAGCAGGGCCACACCCACAUCAUCAACCUGCUGCUUCAGCACGGGGCCUCGGCCAACGAGCUCACUCUGAAUGGGAACGCUGCCCUGUCCAUCGCCCGCCGCCUCGGAUACAUCUCUGUGGUCGACACUCUGAGGCCUGUGACGGACGAAAACCUGACCACCAUGAGUGCUUCAGAAAAACACAAAAUCAACGUCCCAGAGACCAUGAAUGAGUUCCUAGACAUGUCCGACGAUGAAGGUGAGGAUGCGAUGACCGGGGACACGGACAAAUACCUGCGGCCUCAGGACCUCAAAGAGCUGGGGGACGACUCCCUGCCUCAGGAGGGCUACAUGGGUUUCAGCAUAGGAGCCCGCUCAGCCAGCCUCCGCUCCUUCAGUUCGGAUAGGUCCAACACACUCAACCGGAGCUCCUUCGCUCGGGACAGUAUGAUGAUUGAAGAGAUUCUGGCGCCAACAAAAGACACGCUUCACAGUGUCUGUAAUGACAUUUCCUAUUUGGUUGACCCACUCAAUAAGCACCUGGCUGUGACUAGAGACUACAGCACUGAGUGUAUGCGGCGCUACAGCUGGACCCCGGACACCGUGGACCACAGCCACAACACUGUGUCCAGCCCCAUUCACUCUGGGUUCUUGGUCAGCUUCAUGGUGGACGCGCGCGGUGGUUCCAUGAGAGGCAGCCGCCACAAUGGCAUGCGCAUCAUCAUCCCACCCAGGAAGUGCACGGCACCCACGCGCAUCACCUGCCGCCUGGCCAAGAGGCACAAGCUGGCCUACCCCCCGCCCAUGGUGGAGGGGGAGGGGCUGGUCAGCCGGCUGGUGGAGGUCGGACCAGCUGGGGCUCAGUUCCUGGGACCUGUGAUCGUAGAGAUCCCCCAUUUUGGGUCCAUGCGGGGGAAAGAGAGGGAGCUGAUUGUGCUGAGGAGCGAGAACGGAGACACGUGGAAGGAGCACCAGUCUGACGCCAGACCAGAAGACCUCUUUGAGCUGCUUUCUGGAAUGGAUGAAGAGCUGGACAGUCCCAUUGAGUUGGAGAAGAAGCGAAUCUGCCGCAUCGUCACCAGCGAUUUCCCUCAGUAUUUUGCUGUGGUGUCGCGGAUCAAGCAGGAGUCUAACCACAUGGGUCCGGAUGGAGGCAUGCUGUCCAGCAGCACCGUGCCCAUGGUGCAGGCCUCGUUCCCUCAAGGAGCACUCACCAAGAAGAUCCGUGUCGGCCUGCAGGCCCAGCCCGUGCCAGAUGACAUGGCGAGGGCAAUCCUCGGAAACAGAGCCACGUUCAGCCCCAUCGUCACCGUGGAGCCCAGGAGGAGAAAGUUCCACAAGCCGAUCACCAUGACGAUCCCUGUCCCGCCUAGAUCGGCAGAAGGCCAUCCCAGCGGUCACCGAGGCGACACUGCACCCUGCCUGCGUCUGCUCUGCAGCAUCACAGGAGGGACGUCCCCCGCCCAGUGGGAGGACAUCACAGGGACCACACCGCUGUCCUUUGUCACCGAUUGCGUCUCCUUCACCACAAAUGUUUCGGCCAGGUUCUGGCUUGCAGACUGUCACCAGAUUCCUGAGACGGUGGGUCUAGCGUCUCAGUUAUACCGGGAGCUGAUCUGCGUGCCGUACCUGGCCAAGUUUGUGGUCUUCGCCAAGAUGAACGACGCAAUCGAGGCUCGUCUGCGCUGCUUCUGCAUGACAGACGACAAGGUGGACAAGACCCUCGAGCAGCAGGAGAACUUUGAGGAGGUGGCCCGGAGCAAAGAUAUCGAGGUUCUCGAGGGCAAGCCUAUCCACGUGGAUUGCUAUGGCAACCUGUCCCCUCUCGCCAAAAGUGGACAACAGCUUGUUUUCAACUUUUACUCCUUCAAGGAAAACAGACUUCCUUUCAACGUGAAGAUCAGAGAUAUGGGCCAGGAGCCGUGUGGCCGCCUCUCCUUCCUGAAGGAGCCUAAAUCCAUUAAAGGCCUUCCACAGACUGCCAUAUGCAAUUUGAAUAUCACACUGCCAAACCACAAGAAGACCAGUGGAAAAGACCAGGAAGAUAAAAAAGAGACAGAAGUUAAAGGAGAAAAGAGUCCCCAGAGUCCUUGUGAGCGAACAGACCUGCGCAUGGCUAUCGUUGCAGAUCACCUGGGACUCAGUUGGACGGAGCUGGCUCGGGAGAUGAACUUCACAGUGGAUGAGAUCAACCACAUCAGACUAGAGAACCCCAACUCUCUGACAGCACAGAGCUUCAUGCUUCUUAAGAAAUGGGUCAGUCGGGAAGGAAAAAAUGCCACAACGGAUGCCUUAUCUUCAGUGCUGACCAAAGUCAAUCGGAUGGAUAUUGUGACUUUACUGGAGGGCCCAAUAUUUGACUAUGGUAACAUUUCAGGCACGAGAUGUUUUGCCGAUGAUAACGCUGUUUUCCGGGAUCAGGCUGAUGAUUUUCAGAGCAUUCUAGCGGAGCUGCAGUCCCCCGCCGCACUGCACUCCAACCCCAACUUCCUGGAGCCCGAACUCCCCGUCACCCCCAACCCUGCCCUUGCCCACCACCAGCAACACCAUUACCCAGACACCCCUUUGCUGGCCGACUCCCAGCCUCAGCCCCUGCCCUGGAGCCCGGGGAUAGAGAAAGGCGGAGAGCCAGAAAGCCCCCCUAGGAGCCCCCCCAGACCCUGUGAGCUCGCCUUUCCCGUCCCAGUCUUUGUCCUCCCUGAUCCUAUCCCUCCCAAGUUCAGAAAGCCCCACAUCGCCCUGAACGACCAGCUGCUUCUGAGCGAGGAAGAGGACAGGUCUUGUCAUGAAAUGGAGCUGAUCUACAGGCCCAAGUCACAAUCCCUCCCUGCGAUGUGUGAGUUAGACGUUGACAUGGCCUACUCCACAUCUUCCCCUUCAUUCUCAUCAGUAUCAUCAAUUACACCUUUAUCGGACGACAGAGCACAAAUUGGAGACGGAGGAGUGCAGAUGGGUUCCCCCAAUUGGGACCAGGAGGAUAUAUGUUUGAGAGGAGGUGAAAAGGAAGUGAUAGAGGAAAUAGAAAAGGUUGUGGCAGAGUUAGUGGAUGGAAAUGGAUUUGUGGAAAAGUGGCUAGAGCAGGACUUGAUUAAAAACGUGGAAAGAAAAUGUGAGAUGAUAACAAAAGAUAGGUGCGAGCUGGAAGAGGAGAAUAUCAUCUUGGCAGAAGAGAAGGAUAUGAUAAAUGAUGGGGAUAACGGGACAGCCUGCGAGGUGGAUGAGGUGAGAGAUGUGUCAGAAGAGCAGCAUAAUGUGAUAGAAAUUGGGCAUGAAGUGGAAAAAGGUUCUAACUCAGAGGCAGAGGCUGUCAAACAGGGUAUUGAUGAAAUAGCUGAGGUACACAAAUGUGAAAGGGGCAGUCAGGAAAGGGUCUACCACGAUGACAGAGUGGAUGAUGGACAACUGAGGUUUAAAGAGGACCAAGGGAGUCAGUCCGUAGCUCUCCUCUCCCCUCGAGCCUGGGUUGAGGCACUCGGGGAACGUCAGCCCAGUGAGUCUGAAUCCAAUGAGGAAGAGGAGGAGGGAGACAGAGACAAAGAAAUCCCAGAAGGAUCUCUGUUUGAGGAGGUGGAGAAAGAAGAAGGCUCAGAGGACAAGAAGGAGGACGCAGAGAUGACUGAAGCUCAGGAGGCUCUUGAUCAGGUUGAACAGGCAGAAAAAGAAGUGUGUUCACUUUCAGGUUGGCACAGUGAUUCAUCCAGCGUCAAUGUGGAACCUCCGACGCCCGGCCGCAGUGUCAGCUCCGACCUGCUCGACAGGCGGGAAAGCCAAGAAAUCUCCAGUGAGUCCAUCACUUCCUCGUCUAGAGGCGAAUCAGGGAAGUCCCGACGGAACGGCAACAACUCAAGGCACUCACCUCAGGACCGCUCCUCGGAAUCAUCGAAUGGUCGAAAAGAAGAGGGCGCACUAGUGUCGGAGAAAAAAGUCCAGGGAGAAGCAGCAAAGAAUGUCCCAGGCGAGUCUGUGACCGAGGAACACUAUAUGGACCAAGAUGGUAACCUCAUCAGUAGAAAAGUCAUCAGGAAGGUUAUCCGACGUGUGACAACUCCCACACCAGAAAACCAAGGAGAUGACAGGUGGCUCCAAGACCUCCUGCACAGUCCCACUCUGCAGGAAGAGGGGUCCGAGCAAGGAGAAGGGUCACGGAACAGCAGACGAAAAGAUGACAGAAGAUCGGGGGACAAAAAGCUCCACUCAUAGAGAGGCUUGUGCUCUACCAGGUGUGCAGGAACUAAGUUAGGUGUUUCCUGGAAAUACGUUUUCCGAGGGCUCGAGGCUCCGGUGUGAGGACUUCAGGGUCCAGUCUGCAACUUUCUGCUUCAAACAAACAGUUUUCACGCGAGAGGAGUCGACCCUUCUGACUUACGCAUUAGCAUGACAAACUCACUACCUGUCAACGAAAGCACCGGGAGGUUCUCACUCUUAGCUGUUGUGGACCCGUGGACAAUGAUUCUGCUUCCUGUUUUGUGUGAAACAAUAUGUGCCAUUGGUCCACUGUUGUUGUGAGAGCUUUUUUAGAGGAGUAUCGUUUGUUGUGAAAACGAUAAAAGACUCCCAUUACUGACAACCACACAGGUGACACUGUGACCAAAGAUGGCACAAGAGCUCAGUCCACACGGUGGGUGGAAAGAAUGAAGUAGACACAAUAACACACAAAAAAAAUCCAAUGGGACAAUUCUGAUCCAACUUCAACACUCGCCUUAUAGUUUUUUCUUGAUCCCAUUGUUGUCAGGAUGUAAAUUGUUUGGGGAUUUUUUUUCUUCCUUUUUAAAACUUAAACUAACACAAGAGCUUUUUUCUGUAUAUAAAAUUACAAUGUGUAAAAUUCCUUAAAAAAGGGUAAGCUACUGGUUGAGGACACACGGAGGAGAGUAACCUUUUCAAGUGCUUUCAAACUUUAUUGAAACAGUUCCACUUUUAAAGAUUUGAGUGUAACUUCACAGGUUCUUGUAUAAUUACUUAUUAGAGCAGGUAUAAUGUUUGUACAUGAAAAAAAAAACUGGUUUGAUUUUAACUGAGGACAUUUCCAGAAAAUCGAAUUUCAGUAAUUCCCAAAGUGGGAAUGGAUCUAAUCCAACAAAAAGCCUUUCAGAGUACUCAUAUUUUCAUGCAUGCUGUUCACAUUAUUUUAAGUACAAUUUUUACAAGUUUGCAAACACUGUAUUCAAAUUACAAAUAAAACCCUUUAUCUGUGUUCACAUAUAGCCCUAACAUGUCACCAAUUUUAUAUUUUAAAUUGAAAAAGGACACCAUUUAAACAUUUAUCACGUCGGGAUGAGGAUGAAAAAAGUUCUAUAGCUUAUUGAGGGUGUGAUGUCUUGUCUGUCUAUGUGAAACGGAGGGCAGCUUCUGCUACGAGAACGAAAUAAUCUGAAUGUAAAUGCUGGUAGGCUGGCUCGCUGUAAAAUUAUAACUGUAUUGUGCGUAAUGGCUAUAAGGUGUAGGAGUCUCUGUACACUGUUAGACUGUUUGUAAUCAUUUUAGCAGUGUGUCAAUUUGGUUUUCUUAUGACUGCUGUGGUAUUAAAGGAAAACUGGGGCAUUUCAUUUUUGAUUUCUUUUGUUGAAGUAUUUCCUUAUUUAAAACCUACUCACAUUAAGGUCACAUAAAGACAUUAUUUGAUUGUAGCUCUUAAUAGCAUAUUGUAUGACAAAAACACUGGAUGGUCAAAAACAGUUAUUUAAGCAUUAAAUAAAUUGUGUUAAACUCUGAAACUGUGUGAUCUUUUUAGGCUUGAGAGUCUGUAUAUGCAGUGUCAAAUAGAAAUGUUUUCACUAGCUCAUCAGAUUUUAUUUUACUUUACAUAAGGAAUUACCUUUGUAUUGGUUUUCAUUAGAUGCCCAUGUAGUUCAAGUGUGGUGUUCUACUGAUGCGAUGGCUCAGUAUGCCGAUAUCUAUGCUGUGGACAAGGAAACUAUGUAACUUUUUUCGGGGAGGGGCGGGGGUUGUAAAGGAAGUCAGUUAAGGCGCUGUACCACAUCCCCUUAUACUAUGUCAAUCAGGGGGUAGAGGAUCCUUUGAUAUGGCUGAACCCUCAAUUUUGUUUGAUAUGUGUUUUCACCUGAGCAGAUUUUUUGAUGUACAAUUCUUACUAACAGAGUGAAGCCAUUGAAAUGUAACUAUUCUAGCACUUUGGUUAUUCAAGGUCUUUUAGAGACUAUAGCAGCAAUGAUGCCACCACAAAUGUUUCAGACGUCUUUAAAAAAAUCAACCUAAAAAACUCAAAAAAAAUAAAAAUGCAUUGAUUUCGCAAUACAA
Notothenia coriiceps (black rockcod) is the source of this 9330-nucleotide messenger RNA. It is a transcript of the gene ank3b, whose product is annotated as ankyrin 3b. The transcript has 45 exons. The coding region runs from base 901 to 7272 and encodes 2123 amino acids. Gene Ontology annotation, biological process: signal transduction. The record is from RefSeq and is a predicted model, not a curated record. NCBI's taxonomy places the organism in Eukaryota, Metazoa, Chordata, Actinopteri, Perciformes, Nototheniidae. Gene Ontology annotation, molecular function: protein binding.